Messenger RNA from Stylophora pistillata, 1705 nucleotides. RefSeq names its product riboflavin kinase. Gene Ontology annotation, molecular function: riboflavin kinase activity. The record is from RefSeq and is a predicted model, not a curated record. NCBI's taxonomy places the organism in Eukaryota, Metazoa, Cnidaria, Anthozoa, Scleractinia, Pocilloporidae. Gene Ontology annotation, cellular component: mitochondrion. Gene Ontology annotation, biological process: riboflavin biosynthetic process; FMN biosynthetic process.
UUCAUUCAGCUGGAUACGUGACCAACAGCAAUCUAAGUCGGGGCGGGGGUUCAUUGGAAUCGACAUCCAACGAUGGUUCUCACGCGGCAAGGAAGACCAGGUAGUAACUCGGUUUUACCAGUUCUGCCUCUGUUUCUUCGAGCUGCAGUUGUAAAAGGAACGAGGAGGGGAGGAAAAGAGUUGGGUAUUCCUACAGCAAACUUCCCUACAAGUGUAGUGGAUAAUUUACCAGAGACAAUUAGUACUGGAAUAUACUAUGGCUGGGCAAGUGUGGAUAGAGGACCUGUGUACAAGAUGGUCAUGAGUAUAGGCUGGAAUCCAUUUUACAACAACACCAAAAAGUCAAUGGAGACUCACAUAAUUCAUACUUUUGAGGAUGAUUUCUAUGGAUCAGAGCUAAGUGUGGUUAUCCUAGGAUUUAUUCGACCUGAAAGAAACUAUCCUUCACUAGAAUCUCUGAUAGAAGCCAUUCAUGCAGACAUAAAGGAGGCUGAACAAGUUCUUGAAAAGACUGAAAACAAAGAGUUUGCAUCACAUAGCUUUUUCAUCAAAACAGAUGAUUGUACAUAGCUCAUAAACUUAAUAUACUGAGUGUUAGGCAAUAUAUCCAAGUGGUGCAGCUAGCCUGCAUGGCUCCUAUACAUAGUAGAGGGGAUGCGGUAGUUUACAUAAGGGUUAAAUGUAGUUGCUAGGAUCUGUGGUAGGGGAGUCCAUAAGGUCCUAAUGAUCACAUGAUUUUCCCCCUGGGUAUUGGAUUCCCCCCCCUUCCCAUCCCCUGCAUUUUAGCCCCCACUCCCUAUGAUGUAUAUGGGCCAUGUAGCCUAUUUUUGUACAGUUAUGCAAUACAUUUUUAAUUAAGCCUUGAAUAGUAACCCCUAAAUAUAAAACAUAAACAUGAGGAUGUUUUGGGUUGCAUUGAUGCGAACAGAACUGAAACUUGUCACAUACAAAUUCUAUUUACAGUUAAUCAGGUUCAGGGCUUGACACUAAUGGUAGCCCACUAGCCACAGACUAGUAGAAAUUCAGUUUCAGCCAGUGGUUUUUCGAUUUCCACUUGCCAGUUUGGCUAGUAAACAAACCGAAAUUGUCAUAAGAUCUAAGACGUCACUAGCAAAUUGGCUAGUAGGUUGAAAAGUUGGUGUCGAGCCCUGAGGUUGACCCCCAUGUUAAAGAGUCACAGAAAAUAGAUUUAAAUGUAGUCGAAUUGUUAGACUGGUAUUCAAAACUUGAGCCAUCUGCAAAAUAUAAUCAAAGUAUUUCAUUUGAGCUCAGAAAAGUUGUAUAAUAAUCUUGACCUGUACCGAGUAGCAUUUACCAUUGUUACCUUGGUGCAAAAUAUGUAUAAGGUAAAAUAUUAUGUGUUUAACUAUGCGACCAGUGCAAUCCAGUUAAAACCGAAAUGACUAACUGUGAAUUUUCUCCCCCUUAAAAGUUUUUAAGGGUUUUUACUAUGAUCAAACUUCUCUUUGGUUUGGCUAAACCAGAGUGUUUAACCUACUAUUACCGAGACUUUGGAAAAACCUUUAAUUAGUUUAAUUAAGUUAAUUUUCUCAUCAAUUAAGGAUCUAUUUUGUUCAACUUCAAAAAACUAGAAGUUUCAAACUUUACCCUGCUGAUGGUUUAUGUUCACAAGGAAAUACAAAAUUGGGGAAUUCCUUUUUGUGAAAUGAAUGAAUGAAUUAAAAAAAAACAAACCCUUUUUGAA